CACACCCUAAAAUAAUUGAUUCGAGGGCUCAUAUCUGCAUAACCCUAAACCCUAAUCCCUCUCUUUUCUCAGUCACGACCUAAUCUGAUUCAAGCAUAAGCAUCGGCGACGACGACUAUCCGGAUCUCAUCACCCCCAACACUUAUUUACUGGACCAAAGAAGGCCGAAAAAGUAAGAUUCGGGAGCACACUCGCCAAGAACUACAAUGGCCGACACGAUCUCGGACUCCUUGGUGAUCGACGACUCGAAGAAAGUGAACAAGUUCCUCGAGGAUUCCAAUAUCAAAGCCGUCACGACCGGCGAUAUAUUGUAUUCGUCUGCAAAGAAGUUCGAGGACUUGAAUCUCUCGCCAGAAUUGCUGAAGGGUUUAUAUGUGGGGAUGCAGUUCGAGAGGCCAAGCAAGAUCCAAGCCUUCAGUCUGCCGAUGAUUCUCACCCCGCCUUACAAGAACCUGUUCGCUCAGGCACACAAUGGUUCUGGUAAAACCACUUGUUUCGUGCUCGGCAUGCUCAGCCGUGUAGAUACGAAGCUUAAUGCUCUCCAGGCGCUUUGCAUAUGCCCUACCAGAGAAUUGGCCAUUCAGGUUUGGAAUAUAUAUACAAACAUGAAAGUUCUUCAGAAGAUGGGAAAGAUCACAGGAAUUACUGCCAAAUGUGCUGUGCCAAUGGAUAGCACUAAUUAUAUUACAGUUAAGAAGCGCCUACCAGUGACGGAGCAAGUGGUGAUUGGCACGCCUGGAACUAUAAAUAAAUGGGUGGAGGCAAAAAAAUUGGGCAUGAGUUAUAUGAAGAUUCUUGUUUUUGAUGAGGCUGACCACAUGUUGGCUGAGACUGGCUUUAAGGAUGACUCCUUGAGGAUUAUGAAGGCGAUUGUUAAAUGCAAUUCUGACUGCCAGGUGCUUUUGUUUUCUGCAACUUUUGAUGAUGCUGUCAGGAAUUUUGUAUCAAAAAUUGUUAAAGAUCUCUUCAAGAAUGAUUACAAUCAAAUGUUUGUGAACAAAGAAGAGCUGUCCUCGGAGUCUGUGAAGCAGUGGUACAAGGUAAACUGCCCCGAUGAACUUUCAAAGAUAAAGGUAAUUAAAGACAGAAUUUUUGAAUUGGGAAAUAAGGUGGGGCAGAGCAUUAUUUUUGUUCGCACAAGAAAUAGUGCAAGCAUGUUGCAUCAAGCACUUGUGGAACAUGGCUAUGAGGUGACUACCAUUCAAGGUGCUCUUAUGCAAGAUGACAGGGACAAGAUAAUCAAGGAAUUUAAAAAUGGAUUCAUUCAAGUUCUUAUUUCAACUGACCUCCUCGCCCGGGGUUUUGAUCAAGCAGAGGUUAAUCUGGUUGUCAAUUAUGAUCUUCCUGUGAAUUACGAAACUCCAUCGGAGCCUGACUAUGAGGUAUACUUGCAUCGGAUUAGCAGGGCAGGACGUUUCGGCCGCAAGGCAGCCGUAUUCAACUUGUUGUGCUUUGAUAGAGAUAUUAUGCUAAUGGAGAAGAUAGAGAAGCACUUUAACACCCAAGUGGACGAGGUCCGGUCCUGGAACAGCGAGGAGGAUUUUGAGGCUGCCUUAAAAAAAGCUGGUCUCUAUUAAAGAUUGUGUUAUUGGGAAGAUUAUUCUUCCAACCACGUGUGGUUAUUUGGUUAUCUGGUAAAUUAUCAGUCCCCAAAUCAAUCACCAGUUUUUGGAUGUUGGUUUUGGGUUUAAACAGAAUUAGUUUUUGGAUGUUGAUUUUGGGUUUAAACAGAUGAUUGAUCUUCUUCUUGUAUAUUGUGUGUUAUUGGGAAGAUUAUUCACAUGGUAAAUUAUCAGUCCUCAAAUCAAUCACCAGUUUUUGGAUGUUGAUUUUGGGUUUAAACGGAUGAUUGAUCUUUUUGUUGUAUAGAAAUUUGAAGUCGAUGUUAUAUAGUUUAUUUGUUGACUA
Cornus florida is the source of this 1908-nucleotide messenger RNA. Its product is annotated as DEAD-box ATP-dependent RNA helicase 38-like. Gene Ontology annotation, molecular function: ATP binding; RNA helicase activity; RNA binding. The record is from RefSeq and is a predicted model, not a curated record. Gene Ontology annotation, cellular component: nucleus; cytoplasmic stress granule. Bases 207 to 1577 code for a protein of 456 amino acids. NCBI's taxonomy places the organism in Eukaryota, Viridiplantae, Streptophyta, Magnoliopsida, Cornales, Cornaceae. The transcript is spliced from 8 exons. Gene Ontology annotation, biological process: poly(A)+ mRNA export from nucleus.